CCUAGUCAUAUGCUAUCAAUGUCUGAGAUUGGAAUACCCUUUUAAAAUGUAUUAUUGUUUUUUAACAAAAUGGAAACAGGAAAUGAUGUCAUCCAAAAAGGACCACCCCACCACCACAGGGAGUCCUCCUUGAUAUUCACAUCAAGUAAAAUUCACCAUCAUUCUCGACACCUUCUCUCCAUUUUUCACAUCUUUUUUUUUAUAUAUAUUUUUUUCUUCUCUAGAGCUCUUCUCCCCUCCAGUACUGAAAGUAUCUCCAGAGUUGGUCAACCAGGGGGAGAACAUGAUUCUAACUUGUGACACAAAUCUUAGUGAACAUAGGCAGACUACAGAACUGCAGUACGCCUUCUACAGAGACGUAGAAAACAUUCAGGGGUUCAACUCUUCUAAUAUAUAUGAGGCUAAAUUCAUAAAGGAGGAAAAUUCUGGGACAUAUACAUGUGAGAUACAAGCAUCAAACGGCAGUGUAAAGAAGAGGAGUAAGGAAGUUCAGAUAGAAGUGUCAUAUGACUUUAUGAUCAAACUAUCUGUAAGUUUGGGGCUGUUUCUACUCAUCGUCAUCAUCUCUAUCUUUGUGUAUGUAUACAAUAAACGCCGAUCAUCCAACAAUAACCCUCAGCCACCAACAGCUGAUGACAGUAAAUACACCGCCGUAUCUCGAGUUACUUCUACGAAACUUGACAAGACUAAUAGUCCACAAAGUUCUGUUUCAAAAGACAACGAAUCUGAUGUAGUCUAUGUUGUAGAAAACUCCAAGGCUAAACAACAAGUCAAGUUCUCUCAAGAAAUGCCUGACACUUCAGAUGACAUCUAUCAGAAGAUCAUCUGAAAUGUUCUGCUAAGACAUCUGCAAGCUCUUAAUAUGGCACACGACAAGGACAGCUUUUCCCUUAUAUAAAUCGCUAAUUACAUGAAAGAUGUCUUGGUUCGAUCUAAUUAUUGGGUAUAACAAGACCAGUGCUCAAUACAGAGAUUUUCCUUAAAGAAUUUCAUUUCAUUUAACCCUUUCGACCCCGGAGGAUUUUUUGACUUUGUUUUUUGCUCCCCGCAUUCUUAGAGCCAUAACUUUUUUAUUUUUCCAUUUACAUAGUCGUUCGAGGGCUUAUCUUUUGCAGAACAAGUUGUACUUUCCAAAGCCACUAUUUAAUAUUGCAUAGAAUGUAGUGGGAAAAAAUUCCAAAGGUGGUGGAAUUGGAAAACAAAUGCAAUUUUGCCACAGUCUAUGGCACUCAUUAUUCAGUAAAACUGACUUGUGAUCUUCAUUCUCU
Molecule: messenger RNA, 1268 nt
Organism: Bufo bufo (common toad)
Lineage: Eukaryota; Metazoa; Chordata; Amphibia; Anura; Bufonidae
Product: high affinity immunoglobulin gamma Fc receptor I-like
Exons: 6
Coding region: 284-829 (181 amino acids)
Biological process (GO): cell surface receptor signaling pathway
Molecular function (GO): transmembrane signaling receptor activity
Source: RefSeq, a predicted model, not a curated record